Messenger RNA from Spodoptera exigua (beet armyworm), 1314 nucleotides. The record is from the annotation of a GenBank genome assembly. NCBI's taxonomy places the organism in Eukaryota, Metazoa, Arthropoda, Insecta, Lepidoptera, Noctuidae.
AUGGCGUCUUUACUUAUUGUGUUCGUCGCGUUCGGAUUCAUAUCACAGAUAUACUGCAGCAGCCAGUAUGAUAACCACACACUUAUACGCUUGCAUCCGACCUCUUUGGAACACCAGAAAUCCGUCACGCAAUUUAACGAUCCUUUGGGAGAAAUUGAAAUUAUGAAGGAGAGUCGAGGGGUCAAUGACACGUUGGAUAUAUUGGUGCCACCAACCAGAAUGAAUUUUGUGCAUGAGUAUGCAAAUUCUAACGGACUUUUGUUGGAGGAAAAACAAAAGAAUUAUGGCAGGAUAUUGGAUGUACCAGAUAGACAUCCCAGGAGAAGAAUUCUGAACGUAUUUGACAUAUUUAGUUUCAAUUCACAUGCAAAUAUGCAAGAGUACCUGGAAUCCACAGCACGGAGAUAUCCUCGCCUGGUUCGGCUCCAAGAACUUGGCAAGAGUUUUCAGGGUCGCAAAAUGAGGCUAGUCAAGAUAUCUGCCAAACCAGAUGCUAAUAAUCCCAUCAUAUUCAUUGAUGCUGGUAUUCACGGCAGAGAAUGGGUAGCACCAGCAAUGGCGUUAUACUUGGUUCAUCGUCUUACCACCGACCCUGCAGCCCUUCAGAAAGGUGGUGAGCUGGAUGGUGUUGACUGGUACAUCCUACCCCUGGUCAACCCUGAUGGUUACGAGUACUCAAGAUCCAGCACCAGUAAUCGCAUGUGGAGGAAAACAAGAUCAAAGCACAGCGCCAGCCGAUGUUACGGUGUUGAUGGCAACCGAAACUAUGGCUACAAGUGGGCAGUAAGUGGUGUCUCCAACGAUCCUUGCCACAAAGAGACGUAUGCUGGACCUAAGCCUUUCUCCGAACCUGAGACACGAAUGGUCAGAAAUAUAAUGAUGGACAACGCGAAGCGGAUGAAGUUAUACGUAUCACUGCAUUCGUACGGACAAUAUUUAGUCUACCCAUGGGGAUUUACAGGAGAUUAUUUGCCUAAACAAUGGAAAAAACUGGACAAUAUGGCAAAAGCUGUAUCAGAUGCUGUAGAACGUGCUGGAGGACAACCAUUCAAAGUUCUUAGCGCUGGUAAAUGGUACCCUGCGGCCGGUGGAAGCGAUGACUUUGCUUUCGGAGCGGCGGGAGUUCCAUAUUCCUACACUAUGGAGUUGACUGAAGGAUAUGAGUUCACAUACCCUGAAAACCUUUUAAAAACCAUAUUACCCCAAUUCUACGAGGGAUUCAAAGAAUUUGCUGGCCGAAUUAGAGCUGAAUUCGGUAAUCAAAGAAGAAAGAGAGUGACCGUGGACGAGUGAAUUGUUAAAGACUGAUAUCAU